AGUUGAAUCGAGUCCACCAUGUGUAUUUGUUUCAGCCUCUUCAAUCUUCUUUAUCAGGUCUAGGAAGAGGAAGACUAGGAAAACUUCGCCGAUCUGCCCACCAAGUCACUAGUACUCUUUGUGCUUCAAGUUAGACCGCUUAUUCGUUUAAGACUCCCGAAAAAGCACUCUCGGAGAUUACAAUGACUAACGUAUAUAUAAUGUGAAACUAGGACUCUGUCCAGCGCCUGCGAUGUCGAUUCACGUCCCACUCCCAGUCCCGACUCCCUCGCACGAGAUUGCACCACCUUCAGCUCUUUCCGAGAAGCAGCAGACUGCAUAUGACCAUGUCCUCGAACACUUCACUGCCGUAGACUAUGCACUUCCAAAUGUCAACCAGGAGAAGGCUGCACUGACGGUGGAUGAAAAUUUUUGGCUGUCAUAUGAAUGUCUUUUGAGAUAUCUCCGUGCUACCAACUGGAACGCAGAUUUGGCCAUCAAGCGCUUAGAAGAUACGCUCAGGUGGAGACGUGAAUUUGGGAUAUACGAUAAAAUCACCUCCGAAUAUAUUGAACCAGAGGCAACUACCGGCAAAGCAUUUCUUUUUGGCUAUGAUACUCACGGGCGACCUGCCAUCUAUGUGAGCCCCUCAAAAGUGGGUGCUGAAGAGUCACCCCGCACACUCCAGUUCAUUGUCUGGAUAGCCGAACGCUCUUUUGACCUUAUGGGUCCAGGUGUCGAGAGCCUUGCGUUGUUGGCGGAUUUUGCAGACAACGCCAAGUACCCGUCAAUUGGCUUGUCCCGUACAGUAUUGGACAUCAUCCAAACACACUAUCCAGAACGCCUCGGCCUUGCGCUCGUUACACAUCUUUCCUGGCUUGUAAACGCAUUUAUUGCACUACUCAUGCCGUUCAUGGAUCCCCAUACUCGGCAGAAGUUGGUCUUCAACCCUGUCAUCAACGAGAAUGGUCUAUUUAGGACGACUGCAGAUGCGGAAGUUUGGGAUGCCGAUAGCACGUCACGAGUAUUUGAGCCAGCUCAGCUUAUCCAGGAAGGUUGGAAUGGCUCACAACAGUUUGCGUAUUCCCAUUGCGUAUAUUGGGAAGCGCUUUUAAAGCUGUGCGAGGAGAGGCGCUCUAGGAUGUUCGUGGUAUGGCAUCGCAUGGGCGGGAAAAUUGGUAUCAAGGAAUGGGAUAUUAAGGUUGCUGUUAGAGACGAGAUGAGCGACGGGCAUGUAGAUGUGGAUGGGACGUUGACGGAGAAUGGCCAGCUUCAGUCGUGAGGAAGCUGCAGCCAAGCAUUCAUUGCUAAUUUGCUUUUCUUUCUCAGCGUACAAUGUAAUGGUACUCACAUCUUGAGCUGUUUUGUAGACUUACUGGUAAAACCAGGUUUGUUGUGUUUUAGGAUCUGUCGGAGAACGCUCGUAAUGAAAUCGAAGCUUGAAGACCAACUGGAAUUUACAGGAUGUUCAGGACAGCAUUACUAGUUGAUCUAACAAGUGUCCCGACGUUUCGCGGCUCUGGAGCCCACUCUGGUGUGAGGCGUACCCUCAUCAGUCCGUCGUUCCCGCUGGCCGUUCUAGACGUGCGCUCCUGUAAGAUGAGAUGACUUUAUUG
Molecule: messenger RNA, 1595 nt
Organism: Suillus bovinus
Lineage: Eukaryota; Fungi; Basidiomycota; Agaricomycetes; Boletales; Suillaceae
Product: CRAL TRIO domain-containing protein
Exons: 5
Coding region: 233-1261 (342 amino acids)
Molecular function (GO): phosphatidylinositol transfer activity
Source: RefSeq, a predicted model, not a curated record